This is a messenger RNA of Schistosoma guineensis, 4699 nucleotides long. The record is from the annotation of a GenBank genome assembly. NCBI's taxonomy places the organism in Eukaryota, Metazoa, Platyhelminthes, Trematoda, Strigeidida, Schistosomatidae.
GAUAGCGCUUCGCAUGAAGUGUUUCGAAACACUUUGUAAUGGUUAUUUGAUGAAUACGUGGGUGUCAUGAGACCAAGGGUACUAUCGGUCGGUGUCAGCACAGAAACCAGUAUAGCUGUUGAUUACGGUUGGAAAGGACUUAUUGCUCUUGGCAGUUUCACCAACAUACUUAUAGUUGACCCUUGUUUCAGUAAAUCUUUGCAGUCACUUCAGGGGCACCGCGCUAACAUAGUAAAUGUUUUGUGGGCUCCUGAAAAUUACUAUCAUGAUGAUAAAAACCCUUUUCAAUUAAAACUUGCCAGUGUUGACGCGUCUGGAGUAAUAAUUAUUUGGGAUGCUACUACGUCCUCUGCGACCUCAGAGUUUCGUGAGCCAGAUUCACUCGUUUUGGAUAUAUUAUGGCUACCAAAUCAGUGGGUUUCACGUGAUUUGUUAGCUGUUCUCCACUCUCGUGGUAGAUUCAUUAUCUGGAACACACAAACCCAAACAAGAUUGUGGAAGUACUCUUUUGGAGACGAUGUGGUUUCUUUUUCUUUGGAUAUAUUCUCUAAUUCAAAGAUGAUUUUUUGCUCAAAGGAAUAUUUCAUUGUGGAAAAUUUCAAUGUCACUUCGUGUGCCUUUGGAAAUGGCAGGAAACUAAACAUCUCUGAGGCUGGUAGUAACAAGUGUUUUGUUAAUGAAAUAAACUCAGGAGAAACGCCAGUAAAAUUAUCGUACAGUGAACAAAAGGUCAGCCCGGGGAACUCUGGAAGGGCAUGUGAUUCUUCGAGUGAUAGUGCGAGGACAACAUCUAUCAGAACAUGUUUGCAGGUUACUUACCAUCGAUAUCACAAGGACUGUGCGCUGUUUGUUUUUAGGAGGGAGAUUAUUAUUGUGAAUCUGGGAUUGAUCCGUCCACUUCAUAUCAUUUAUCUAGAUCCUUCUUGGCCUUCUUUCUCACGUGUUUAUUCUUGCACUCAACGUGAUGUCAUCAUUUGCCUACAUGAAAAUGGUAAUUUAAGCGUAUAUGCUUGUCGUGGUCUUGCUUUAGCAGCAGAUCCUUCUCUUCAUCCUUCUCAUUUACUGCGAAAACCUAGUAAAGAAUCUUCUGAUAUCCACGCUGAUAACAGCUGCACUUAUGUUCUUGUUGCAACUGCUGCUUCUUCUAGACGCCCAAAACAAGUACAUCAUGUUAAUUUUUCUGUGGACCAAAUGAAUGAGUUGAAUAUUGUCGUAGCUUCAAUUGAUGGGCGUUUCCAGUUUUGGCAACUGCGAGCUGUUCGAGACUCAAAUUUUUGUGAUGAAGAGGUUAAACCAAUUUGGAGCCUUUCAGAUCUGCUACCACAUGCACCUGUUGUAGAUAAGCCUCCAAUGAAGUUGUAUCUCGAAUUAAAUGGCCUAUACUCUCCAAGUAGAUCAGAGCCAACACUGUGUCGCGUAUGUCCACCGAAUCUGAUGGGACUUUCAAUGGUAGACUCAAUUCGUGGUCCAUUAGUGUCUGUUGGGAAUAAUCGUGGUGACAUCCAGAUUUGGGAUGUAUCAUCAGCUAUAUUAUGGCGUGAAUAUCGUGUACUACCGGUACCUAUCAAAGGAAUUGAAUGGAUAGCACUACCUCGAACAAUUUAUAAAAAUAAACAAAUCAGUGAAGAUUCUUCGAGACCAUCAUCAUGUGAAUAUUCAUUAGGUUUAAUUGUUCAUGGUUGGCAAUCCAAAGAUGGUCACCAAAGUUCUCUUACUGAAAAUUCAUCGAAUAGAACAAAUACAAUAGGAAAAAAUUUUGUUACUACACUGGACUUAUCAACAGGUUAUAUGCGUAUAUUUCGUGAUAUUUCAAAUCAAAAUAUUGACAAGACAGGUCCUCGCAUAGGAAUCAGUGUUCCCGGUAGUCAACUUUUAUCUGGAUCCAACGAUCAGGAAAAUCUUUUUGAAGGACCAAUUGACAUUCUUUGUGUUAGCCACUUAAAUCAAUACGUUGGUAUAGCAAUUCGUAAGAGUCCGGUAGAAAUAUGGAAACUAUCUACUUCUUCUUUAAUAGUUAAACUACCUUUGCUACCGGAUAUAACAGCUGUUGCUUUGGACUGGUGUCAUUCGCCAACGAAAUAUCAACGAAGUCGUAAGAUUUCAGACAAGAGUUCUAAAUCUGAGGACUAUGUUCAUUCAAAAGAAUCUGCUCGUACUCGUGAAUCGUGUAUUAUAUGCACUUCGGAUGGUAAUAUUCGCUUGAUUGCAGUGAAUAAUGAUUCAGUAGAUAGCACUUCAGUUUCAAAUACAAUUUUAAACGGUCUACCAACUGUUAGUUUAAAUCGAAUUAAUUCAGUUGCUUGGUUCUCUGAUUUGGUUGCUUUUGGCACUUUAGAUGGUUUUGUAGCUGUUCGAGAUUUACAUAGUAAAAGAACAUUGUUUAGAACAACUUGUUCAAAGUCACAAUCAAAUUAUUUUGAUCAAGCCCUUGGUACUUUUAAUGAACAAUAUUUCGACCCAGAUAUAAUGUUGGAAACAAAUACUCCUGUUGUACAUCCUUCAUUGAAUGUUCGACGUUUAUGUUUUACACCGGGUUUAUCGACUUUUACUCGACUUCUUAGUUUGCAGUUUGAUUCCGUAUGUGUUUGGGAACCAAGACAGAUGCUCCUUUUAUGUAUGAUUGAAUUCGGUAUAUCAGUUCAUCAUUCCUUAAUUUGUGCUGAUUGGGUUUCUGUUGUUACUAAAUUAUCAGAUAGAGCUUUGUGUAUUCUUUUGGGUGGAGAUGGUGCUUUACGACUUGUACAAGCUGGUCAAGCUAAUUAUGAAAUGACAGUUGUUAAUUAUUCUAAUCAGUCAGUAAACCUUGGGAAUACAAUUACUCGUGGAACUACUUUACAAGAUCCGAUUUCAAAAUUUUACAUUCAAAGUCCAUUGCCAGAUAGACCUGACAUUCAAGAUCCUGUUUUAGUCCCGUCGUUACUUCCAUCCAUCACUGCCCUAAAUAUUCGACAUCUCUUACAACAUCAACCGUGGUGUAAAAAGUCUCAAAAUAUCCCUUCGAUUAAAAAUGAGAAUUUAUUGAUUGAUAUAGCUUCUAGUUCUCAAGCGUUAACAUGCGAUCGGACUACCAUAGCUAAUACUGAAUCAGACCAAAGCUCUUAUUCUAGUAGUGACUGUUCUCUGCUUGCUCCUGGUUUUGCAAAGAUUCAGAAUUCUGUAAAUAUAUUCCUAUAUGGCCUCAAAACAAGACAUGAAUUAUCUACCAGUUUUAUGAACCUGUCAAAUACUACCAUUAUUGAACGUUGUUUAUGGACUGCUCAAUUAUUUGGCGAUGUAUAUGAAGUAAAAUUUUGGCGAUUGGUUGCAAAUCGUUUACUAUACAAAAAAGCUUUACAUCACAAUCCACAACAAUUAAAUAACCAGUUAUGGUCUCGGUAUUUUUUAGAUUUAUCUUGGGAUUUUUUAGCUGAUUGUGAUUUAUAUCGUCAGAAUGUUGAAAAGUUUAUAUCAUAUAUGGAAAAGUCGCAUAAUUCACCUACUGAAAUUAUGGAUUGUGUUAAUACACUGAUUAUGGUCGGUCAACAGGACCGUGCAGUUUCUUUACUACUGGAAACACCUGCAGAUUCAAGUAAUUAUUCUAUAAAUAUGUAUCGUGCUUGUUUGUUUACGGCAAAUAUUGCUAGAAAAUCUCUUCUGUCCGAGUCUAGCGUAAACCAACCAGCAGAAGAUAAUUAUUUAAGUGUAAUAAAAUUAGUUGCUACAAAUUUACUUUCUAAUGGAAAAAUUAAUGAUGGUAUUGGUUUAUUGUGUCUUAUUGGCUUACAAGUUGAUGCAUGCCGUUACUUAGAAUCGUUCGAUCGAUGGGAUCGUUCUGUAUGGUUAGCUAAGUGUCCGUCAUCAUUUACUGUUCUCACUUCCGCCUGUUUUUUUUCAGUGUACAUUAUCAAUUGAAGAACAUGAUAAAGUAAUGAGACGUUGGGCGUCCUAUUUAGCUUCAUCUCAGGUUAAUCGAAAAGAUUUAGCUAUACUCAUUUAUGUUUAUUUAGAAGAUCAUUCUAAUGUCUUAAAGUUACUUUUUAAUCUUAAACAAUAUCAGUUAGCAGCUAGAUACCUGGAAGCAUGCCGUGAAUUAAGCUUAUUGAAUACAACUAAAGAAACAGAAUCAUUUUACGAGUCAAUAUUUUUGGAAUUCGGUUCAUUUCUAAUAAAACUUGGUCAUCAUGAAGCUGCUAUGUAUUAUUGUAAUUUAGCUGGAAAAAUGGCUGAUUCAUUAAAAGAAGAAAUAGAUUUUCUUUUGUCGUAGAAUAAACUUUAAACUGACAAUAACAUUCAUCAUCAUUUUUGAACUUCAUGAUGAUGAUAAGAAACCAAACAAUUUUUUUCCAUUUUCUUUACCUCAUAUUUACUUUUCUGUUUAUUCCUCAUUUAUUUUAACCAAAAAUACGAGUGGAUAUUGUUGACUGUGAUAGAUAGAACAAUAUAUAUAAUAAAUUAUUUGACUUGACUAAUAUUAUAUUCCGUUUAGCACCUUUUUUUGUAUUUUUUUUUACUUGCCAGUAUAUAUGUAUGUGUGUGCGGAUAAAACUAUUUUUCACUUUUUUUUGUAUUUCUGUUUUUUUUUUCAAAAAGUGUAUUCUCAACUUUCCUGCCAACAUUUCAAUUUUGUUGUUUUGAAUUUUGUUUGUAUCGUUGUUUUUCUUCUGUUUUCUAUUUGUUUAUAUAUUUUAAAAGAGAAAGAGGAAAUAAUCAUUUCUACGUG